Molecule: messenger RNA, 1421 nt
Organism: Cannabis sativa
Lineage: Eukaryota; Viridiplantae; Streptophyta; Magnoliopsida; Rosales; Cannabaceae
Exons: 1
Coding region: 174-1094 (306 amino acids)
Source: RefSeq, a predicted model, not a curated record
CAGUUUCUUUUAUUUAUUUAUAAAGCUUCUAACAACAUUCCAGUACUGGGUGGUAGCUAGCUUCAUCUCAAAACCCAUUUUCGAAACAAACUCGAAUAUUUAUUAUUAUAAAUACGAUUAACCGUUUUCAAAACACAAUCAAAUUAUUCUCUUCUUUCUUUUCGUUUUCAAAAAUGGCUGGUUUCGUACGUACAAAGCGACUCAGUGACCCGCUCGACGCGCGAGUUAGAGAUCGACUCGUCGGGAGAGAUUCCGGCUCCGACCACGGCUAUUCCAGCAGCGGAAGCGAGCACUCCGCCGAUGAGUCUCCCUGUUUAUCAGAACUCGUUCAUUGUUUUCUCGAGGAAGACGAGUCCGAGUCAACUCGGUCUGGUUUUGAGUACUACGAUUCCGAGUCGGAGCAAGUCGAAUCGGUAUCUGAUCGAGUCGAUGCGACCGAGUGUAUUCUCAGGUCUACCGUAGCUAACAAUGCCGAUUCGUACAGGAAACUUCUUCAGGCUCAUGUUUCCCAAGGCGUUGAAGCUUUUUCUCACAUGAGAUCUAACGAGGUAAUGUUCAGGCGAAAAGUCAUGUCGUUAUUACGUGAUUUGGGGCACAAUGCCGCGAUCUGCAAGACUAAGUGGGAUUCCUCCGGUGGAAUCACAGGCGGAAGCUACGAAUACAUCGAUGCCGUACUAAAACCUAGCUCCUGGUCAGGAACAUCAGCCGGAGAAACUCGCCGCUACAUAAUCGAUCUAGACUUCGCGGCCGAGUUCGAGAUCGCUCGUCCUUCGGCACAGUACACGAGGCUUUUACAGUCUCUUCCGAGAGUAUUCAUCGGCAAUGGCGACGAAUUGAAACGGAUCGUUAGAACAAUGUGCGACGCAGCCAAAAGAUCGUUAAAAAGCACAGAACUCUCAAUACCUCCGUGGAGAAAGAAUCGUUACAUGCAGAACAAAUGGUUCGGUCCGUACAGACGGACGGUGAAUCCACUACCGGAACAAAUAUCCCCGUCGGUGACUUCUCCGGCACCGACUCCCGUCGUGAAAUGCCGUUGGGUGGGUUUCGAUAACGCCGUCUCAGACGGCCACGUCAACAUUGUCCGAACAAGAUGAUAAGGAUUGCAAUAAUCGCAAUUAAUAUAUAUAAUAUAUUUUUAAUAUUAAAAAUAAAAUAGAUUAAUUAAACUAAUCUCAUGAGAUAUUGCUCUUUAAUCUUUUAUUAUUUUAAUUAAAAAAAAAUCAAAAUGUAUGUAACGCGGAGAAUGAACAUCGUGUACAUAGCGGCGUUACAGUAGUAGAAGAAGAAUGAUGUAAACGAGUCAUUGAAACAAAUCGACGCCGUUAAAUUAGUCAAAAUUUUGUAGGGUCGGAUAGUUAAUCGAGCGGUUGUAAAUUUAUAUUAUAUUAUAUUAAUAAAUUAAAUCAAUUUGUUUUUUUUUA